GUCCAAUGUGCUCCUCAUAGGCUGGAAAGUAUGAAGAGUCUCUCAAACACCUUGAAGCCUUGCAGGAACUCAACAAAGAUGACUACAAAAUUGCCAUGAAUAGAGCUGUUGCAGAAUUUUAUAUAAGUGGUCAAACUACGACGGCCACAUUAAAGCAGACCCUCAUGGCAAUGAAGAAUCGGCUUCACACAACAGCAGAAGAUGUUGAUGGGUUGGAUGAUGUUGAGAAUAGUUUUCUGUACUAUAAUCAAGCCAUCAUUCACUACCACAUGCGACAGUACUCUGAGGCCAUCUCUAUAGGAGAGAAGCUGUAUCAGUUUCUUGAACCAUUUGAAGAGAAAUUUGCUCAAGGGGUGUGCUUCCUGUUGGUGGAUCUCUACCUGGUGACGUUCCAGCCAGAGAAGGCGCUUCAUCUGCUGGCUGUUCUGGACAAAAUCUCUGUACAGGGAAACAACAAGAAUGGCAAAGGAGAGGUAGCUUACUACACUGUCAAACAAAAAAAGAAGCAUUGUAUUGUUGGUGGGAGUGUGUGUAAAUUUCACCUGUAAAACAGUUUAAUAUGU
Fundulus heteroclitus (mummichog) is the source of this 563-nucleotide messenger RNA. Its product is annotated as CCR4-NOT transcription complex subunit 10-like. Bases 96 to 548 code for a protein of 150 amino acids. The transcript has 3 exons. Gene Ontology annotation, biological process: negative regulation of translation; mRNA catabolic process. Gene Ontology annotation, cellular component: CCR4-NOT complex. The record is from RefSeq and is a predicted model, not a curated record. NCBI's taxonomy places the organism in Eukaryota, Metazoa, Chordata, Actinopteri, Cyprinodontiformes, Fundulidae.